Molecule: messenger RNA, 2410 nt
Organism: Salvia miltiorrhiza (redroot sage)
Lineage: Eukaryota; Viridiplantae; Streptophyta; Magnoliopsida; Lamiales; Lamiaceae
Product: cyclic nucleotide-gated ion channel 2
Exons: 7
Coding region: 167-2188 (673 amino acids)
Source: RefSeq, a predicted model, not a curated record
UUCGUCCUUUUCCCUUGAUGCGCUGGCCGCUGCAUAAUCUCACUCCCUCCCUCUUUACUUCACUUAUCAGAAAAUCCAACGUAUUUAUACCCCCAUUUUCAUUUCCCCUUUCCCCACAUCUUCUCACCUCUCCUCCUCCUCCCAUGGUUUCCCUCACCCUUCCAACAUGCCUCUUUCCCACAAUCCAACCUCACCAAGGUGGUUUGGAAUAUUCCGGCGAGGAUCGCUGGACGACGGCGCCGCCGAAGACCACCAGAUCCUCUCCGUCGGCGGCGAGUGCUACGCAUGCACGCAGGUCGGGGUUCCGGUCUUCCACUCCACCAGCUGCGACGGCGCCAACCAGCCGGAGUGGGAGGCCUCCGCCGGCUCCUCGCUGCUCCCCAUAAGGGACCGGGCCGGCGCCCAGAAGCACGGCGGCGGACCGGAGCCCCGGUCCGCCCGGCGGCUCUGGAGCGUGCUGGACCCGCGCAGCAAGCGUGUGCAGCGGUGGAACCGCGCGUUCCUGCUGGCGCGUGGGAUGGCCCUCGCGGUGGACCCGCUCUUCUUCUACGCGCUCUCCAUCGGCCGCGGCGGCUCGCCGUGCCUGUAUCUGGACGGCGGCCUGGCGGCGGCGGUCACCGUGCUGCGGACGUGCGUCGACGCCGUGCACCUCUGCCACCUGUUGCUGCAGUUCCGCAUCGCUUACGUGUCGAGGGAAUCGCUCGUCGUCGGCUGCGGGAAGCUCGUGUGGGACGCACGCGCCGUCGCUGCUCAUUACCUCCGCUCGCUAAGGGGCUUCUGGUUUGAUGUUUUUGUGAUCCUCCCGGUUCCGCAGUUGUUGGUGCAGGCGGUGUUCUGGUUUGUAGUGCCGAGAUUGAUCAAAGAGAACAAGAUAUGUUCGAUAAUGACGAUUAUGCUGCUGAUGUUCCUCUUCCAGUUUCUCCCCAAAGUGUAUCACAGCAUCUCCUUAAUGCGAAGAAUGGCCAACGUCACCGGCUACAUCUUCGGCACCAUUUGGUGGGGUUUCGCCCUCAAUCUCAUCGCCUACUUCAUCGCUUCUCACGUCGCCGGCGGCUGCUGGUAUGUUCUUGCCAUCCAACGCGUCGCCUUGUGCAAUGCCGAUAUCUCUCUCUCCUGCUCCUCCGCUGCUGCUUCUCAUCUUCCCAUUAAUUCUACUUGUUUCGAUGUUAAUGGACCUUUUCAAUAUGGAAUCUACAAAUGGGCUCUCCCUGUUGUCUCCAGCAACUCCAUCGCCGUCAAAAUUCUUUAUCCCAUUUUCUGGGGAUUGAUGACCUUGAGCACUUUUGGGAACGACUUGGAGCCGACGAGCCAGUGGCUGGAGGUGAUGUUCAGCAUCAGCGCGGUUCUGAGCGGUUUGAUGCUCUUCACUCUGCUCAUUGGUAAUAUCCAGGUGUUUCUGCACGCGGUGAUGGCCAAGAAGAGGAAGAUGCAGCUGCGGUGCCGCGACAUGGAGUGGUGGAUGAAGCGGCGCCAGCUGCCGUCCCAGCUCAGGCGGAGGGUCCGCCGCUACGAGCGCCACCGCUGGUCCGCCGUCGGGGGCGACAACGAGAUGGACACCAUCAAGGACCUGCCGGAGGGGCUCCGCCGCGACAUUAAGCGCUUCCUCUGUCUUGACCUCAUCAAACGUGUGCCCUUGUUCCACAGCUUGGAUGAUUUGAUCCUCGACAACAUAUGCGACCGUGUUAAGCCCAUUCUCAUCUCCAAAGGCGAGAAGAUCAUACGAGAGGGAGACCCGGUGGCGAGAAUGGUGUUUGUGGUUCGUGGUCGCGUGAAGAGUAGCCAAAACCUGAGCCGGGGAAUGGUGGCGACGAGCCUGAUCGAGGCGGGGGGAUUCUUCGGGGACGAGCUUAUGUCGUGGUGCCUCCGGCGGCCGUUUUUGGAUAGGCUGCCGCCGUCGUCCGCGACGUUGACUUGCGUUGACUCAACGGAGGCGUUCGGUCUCGAUGCGAACAGCCUUAAAUACAUCACGGAUCACUUCCGCUAUAAGUUCGCGAAUGAGAGGCUGACACGUACGGCCAGAUAUUAUUCGUCAAACUGGAGGACUUGGGCCGCGGUCAACAUCCAACUAGGUUGGCGGCGCCACCUGCAGAGGACGCGCCGUGCCUCUGCCGAUGGGGACAGCCACCGUCGUCUCAGGCAGUGCGCGGCGAUCUUCUUGGCGAUCCGGCCUCAUGAUCAUCUUGAAUGAGCUGCAGAUCAAGAGAGAGUUGUGAUUCUUUCAUUUAUGUAAUUCCCCCCCCCCCCCCUCCUAAAAUUUGCAAUGGAAAAUCAAAUAUAUGCAUGACAAGUUCGAGAUAAUACUUUAUCUACCCCCAAAAAUUUCAAUGAAGUGUGUGAAAAAGCCUUUUAUGGCACGACCUUGAUUCUUCUUGUAAAUUCAUUGUUAAAAUACAUUAUUUUUGUUAGGAAA